GCACAGAGACCCCAAAUCCUUCCCUGGGACCCCAAUGGGCUGCAGAGAGACCCCAAAUCCCUCCCUGAGUCCCCCAAUGUGCACAGAGACCCCAAAUCCCUCCGUGGGACCCCAAAUGUGCUGCCCAAAACCCCCAGCUCCCCAAUUUUGGGGUGCCCCUCCCUCCUUUGGGGUGCCCCUCCCCGAUUUGUGUGCUUCUCACAGCUUUGGGGCGCCCCCCCCGAUUUGGGGUUCCUCCCCCAAUUUGGGAUGCCCCUCCCUGAUUUUGUGUGCUCCUCACAGCUUUGGGCUGUCCCUCCCCAAUUGGGAUGCACCCCCGAUUUUGGGGUUGCCCCCCGAUUUUGGGGCUCCCCCUCCAAUUUGGGCCGUCCCUCCCCAGUUGGGAUGCCUCCCCAGAUUUGGGGUUCUCCCCCAAUUUUGGGGUUCCUCCCCAAUUUGGGCUGUCCAUCCCUGACUGGGAUGCCCCCCCAGAUUUCUGUUGCCCCCCGAUUUCAGGGUGCUCCCCCGAUGUUGGGAUGCCCCCCAUAUUUCUGUUGCCCCCCGAUUUCGGGGUGCUCCCCCGAUGUUGGGAUGCCCCCCACAUUUGUGUUGCCCCUGAUUUCGGGGUGCCCCCCGAUGUCGGGGUGCCCGUGCAGGUGCUGGAGGGGCUGGACUACCUGCACACCAAGUGCAAGAUCAUCCACACGGACAUCAAGCCCGAGAACGUGCUGCUCUGCGUGCAGGAGCCCUACCUGCGACACCUGGCGGCGCAGGCCGCGCGCUGGGCGCGGGGGGACGGCCCCCCCCGCGGGGCAGGUACCCCAGACCCACCCCGGGGGGUGCUGGAGGGGCUGGACUACCUGCACACCAAGUGCAAGAUCAUUGUUGCCCCCCCCGAUUUCGGGGUGCUCCCCGAUGUGCUGGAGGGGCUGGACUACCUGCACACCAAGUGCAAGAUCAUCCACACGGACAUCAAGCCCGAGAACGUGCUGCUCUGCGUGCAGGAGCCCUACCUGCGACACCUGGCGGCGCAGGCCGCGCGCUGGGCGCGGGGGGACGGCCCCCCCCGCGGGGCAGUGAGCUCGGCACCCCAGGAGGAACCUGAGCGGCUGUCGCGGGCUCAGCGGCGCCGGCGGCGGCGGCGACAGCGGCGACAGCGGCAGCUGCUGGCAGAGAGACUGCGGGACCUGGAGCGGCUGCGCGACACCGCGGGGACACCGGGGACAGCCAGCGACACCUCAAUCCCCCCCAGGAGCGGCUGUCGCGGGCUCAGCGGCGCCGGCGGCGGCGGCGACAGCGGCGACAGCGGCAGCUGCUGGCAGAGAGACUGCGGGACCUGGAGCGGCUGCGCGACACCGCGGGGACACCGGGGACAGCCAGCGACACCGUUUGGGUCUGGGGGCGUUCUGGGUCAGGGUGACCCCUGCCCCCAGCACAAGCACUUCACCGAGGACAUCCAGACGCGGCAGUACCGGGCGCUGGAGGUGCUGCUGGGGGCGGGCUACGGGCCCCCCGCCGACAUCUGGAGCACGGCCUGCAUGGCGUUCGAGCUGGCCACGGGCGAUUACCUGUUCGAGCCGCACUCGGGCGAGGAGUACAGCCGCGACGAGGACCACAUCGCCCACGUGAUCGAGCUGCUGGGGGAGAUCCCGCGGCACGUGGCCCUGGGGGGGCGCUACUCCCGCGAGUUCUUCAACAGGAGAGGUGAGCUGCGCCACAUCCGGCACCUGCGGCCGUGGGGGCUGCGGGCGGUGCUGCAGGAGAAGUACGAGUGGCCGCGGGGCCCGGCCGCCGCCUUCGCGCGCUUCCUGCGGCCCAUGCUGGCCUUCGAGCCCGGCCGCAGGGCCACGGCCCGCCAGUGCCUGCAGCACCCCUGGCUCCGCCCCUAGCCCCGCCCCCGCCGCAAUAAACCACGGGGAACGGC
Molecule: messenger RNA, 1903 nt
Organism: Onychostruthus taczanowskii (white-rumped snowfinch)
Lineage: Eukaryota; Metazoa; Chordata; Aves; Passeriformes; Passeridae
Product: SRSF protein kinase 3-like
Exons: 9
Coding region: 309-1868 (519 amino acids)
Biological process (GO): protein phosphorylation; spliceosomal complex assembly; regulation of mRNA processing
Molecular function (GO): protein kinase activity; ATP binding
Source: RefSeq, a predicted model, not a curated record